This is a messenger RNA of Rhodotorula toruloides NP11, 1926 nucleotides long. Its product is annotated as Cyclin PHO80-like family protein. The transcript has a single exon. Gene Ontology annotation, molecular function: protein kinase binding; cyclin-dependent protein serine/threonine kinase regulator activity. Lineage: Eukaryota; Fungi; Basidiomycota; Microbotryomycetes; Sporidiobolales; Sporidiobolaceae. Gene Ontology annotation, cellular component: cyclin-dependent protein kinase holoenzyme complex; nucleus. Bases 1 to 1926 code for a protein of 641 amino acids. Gene Ontology annotation, biological process: regulation of cyclin-dependent protein serine/threonine kinase activity. The record is from RefSeq and is a predicted model, not a curated record.
AUGAGCGUCCCCUUCGCCUACCCGUCGUCCUUCGACGGGUCCAUCCACCCUCACUCCGCCACCUCCUGGACGAUGGCCGCCCAGCAGCAGCAGCAGCAACCGCAAGGCUACUACUACGGCACCAGUGUUGGCGCAGGCUACGUCCACCCGAGUCUCGCGCCUCACCACCAUCUCCAGCACCACCCGGCCAUGUUGUCGCAAGUCGCCCAGCAGCAACAGCACCACCAGCACGCGUACGCCGCCGCUCGCUACGCCACUGCAGGCUACGCCGUCCCCGCCCCGCAGCAGCAGCAGCAGCAGCAGGCGUACUACGUCCCGCAGGCUCAGCAGGCGACCCGCAGCCGCUUUGCGUUCGCAACCCCGACGCACGCCCCGUCGCAGCACUUUACCCUCCCGCCUCCGGUCCAGUACGAGGCGGCCCAGGCCCAGCGCGCGACGGCACCGCAGCAGCAGCAGCAGCUCGAGAGUGAGCAGCACCUCGGGUACCUCCUUGACAGGCUCGCCCAGAGCGCUGACAACCGCGCGAUCACCCGCGCAGACGAGUACGAGCACAACCGCAACGUCGAUGUCGUCAUGGACGAGCAGCCCGCCCAGCCGGUCACCUACGACUUGAUCUCGAACACGUCGAUCGUCCCGCCUCCGCCUCCCGUCGAGCGCUCGGCCGUCCCUCUCGCCGACCUCGCGACCGAGAUGGUCUGGGAAGCCGUCCGUCAAGGCUACCUCUACGCCCUCGAGACGUCGGGAGCCGCCGUCGACGCCGGCGUCAUUGGCCAGGCCGCCCGCAACGCUCCCCGUCGCAGUGCCGGCGCCGAGCAGUUCGGCGUCAUUGGCGAGCACCGCCGUGCGCGCAGGGUCUCGGGCGAAGGCUCGAUGCCCGGCACGCCGUCUGGCUUCGAGACGCCCGCCGAGCUUGCGGCCCGCCAGCAGCGCCUCGCCGACCUCGGCUUUGGUGCUGCCGCGCCGCGCCCCUCGCGCGCAGCGGUGCAGGCUUUCCCUGCCGAGCCGUCUGCGCCGUUCCGCCAAUUCGUCAAGCAGAUCCUCGCGGCGACGCUCGUCACGCCCGAAGACAUUGUCCUCGCGCUCUACCUCGUCUCGCAGAUCCCCGUCGGCAAGAUCAUCCCGCCGACGCCUGCCGAGCCGGGCCAGGACGCGCAGACGACCUCAUUCAAGGCCGCGCCGUUCAAGAUCGUCCUCGGCACGCUCAUGCUCGCCAACAAGGUCCUCCAGGACAACUCGUACCGCGCCGGCUCGUGGGCCGCCGCCUCGGCCAUCCCGAUCGCCGACGUCAACGCCCUCGAGGCUCACAUCCUCGCCGCCCUCGGCUUUGACGUCUCGAUCCGCGAGGACAAGUGGCUCGCCUGGCUCGCCGUCGUCGUCGACCGCUUCCGCUUCGGCAAGGGCGACCUCGGUGACCGGCUCGUCGUCCAGGACGCGCUCGAACGCCUCGUCCGCGCCGCCCAGCUCGAGAACGCCAAGUCCAUGCCCGUCUCGAUGCCGCCCUCGCCCGCGCUCACCGCCAGCGGAUCGUCGACCUCGUCGCUCUCGUCCCUCGCGACCGUCGCCUCGGCCGAGCUCGCGAUGCCCCAGACGCCCGUCAACUCUGGCGCGUCGUGCCUCGUCGACGUCAACCUCGACGCGAGCGGCCCGCUCGAGUCGCCGCUCCACUUUGACGCCCACCGCCACCGCCAAGACGGUCGUCGUCGCGCCGCCUUCACGCGCGCCGUCUCGAGCCUCGCUUCGUCCGUCGCUGCCCCUCCCGCGCCGGACUCGCCGUCGCUCUUGACGCACGCAGCGCAGCAACACCGCGCGCGCGCCUGUCGCGGCACGGCAGAGUUGAGCGGCUACUCGCUCUUCCCGCCUGUUGAUCUCGCGGCGGCCAGGUCGAGGUCGUUCGGGCAGGAGACUUGGCAGCGUGCCAUUUGCUGA